This is a messenger RNA of Verticillium alfalfae VaMs.102, 1797 nucleotides long. Its product is annotated as proton myo-inositol cotransporter. The transcript is spliced from 6 exons. Gene Ontology annotation, cellular component: membrane. The record is from RefSeq and is a predicted model, not a curated record. Bases 1 to 1797 code for a protein of 598 amino acids. Gene Ontology annotation, molecular function: myo-inositol:proton symporter activity. NCBI's taxonomy places the organism in Eukaryota, Fungi, Ascomycota, Sordariomycetes, Glomerellales, Plectosphaerellaceae. Gene Ontology annotation, biological process: transmembrane transport.
AUGCCUCGCAUGUCUGAUGACGAGGGCGACAUCAAGCCCAAGCUCGAUGCCUCUCACGUGGAGUUUACGGAGCAGGACUAUGCUCGCAACAUAAAUGCCAGAAUUCGCAACCCUUUGAUCGGCAUCGCGAAGCAAGACCUAAAAGUUCAGACUGACGACUUUUGUCAAACCUUUGGAUUCAACGGCAAAGAGGACGUUUUCUAUCGUGGUGCCCUCGCAGCCCAGAACCCAGAAACAUGGGAGCAGUUUGAGGAGAUGACCGACGACGACCGUCACUUUCUCCGUCGUGAGAUUACCCACAAGUGGCAUUUGCCCCGUCAACUCUACUACGCCAUCGCGAUCUGUUCUCUCGGCUCAGCCGUCCAAGGCUGGGACAAUACGGGUGCGAAUGGCGCAAACCUGUCUUUCCCCGUUGAGUUUGGAAUCGAGCACAGGGAGAUGCUUGUAGGUGCCAUUAAUGCGGCUCCUGCUCUCGCUGGUCUGUUCUCCGCCUGGGCGGCCGAUCCCGUCAACAACCUGCUCGGACGUCGCGGAACCAUCUUUGCCACCGGCCUGUUUGCUAUCUUUCCGGUCCUGGCUCAAGGGUUCGCACAGAACUGGUGGGGUUUGCUGAUCUGUCGACUCUUUAUGGGAAUUGGCAUGGGCAUCAAGAUUUCGACGAUCCCAAUCUACUCGGCUGAGGUUGCGCCGGCCAUUAUUCGAGGUGGCAUCGUCACGAGUUUUCAACUCUGUGUUGCAUUUGGCAUUUUCGUUGGCUUCUGUUCUAACCUGAUCUGGUUCCGCAUUGGUGAUCUCGCCUGGCGGUUUCAGCUCGCUGCCGCAUUUGCCCCUGCCAUUCCUGUCGUCAUCUUUGUUUGGUGGUGUCCGGUCCCCCCGCUGGCUCAUGAAGAAGGAUCGAAUGCAGGAUGCUUCAAAUCGUUCUGUCGCAUUCGCAACACUGAGAUGAUGGCUGCUCGUGACUUGUACUAUGCCCACUGUCAAGUGCGCGAGGAGAGGAAUGCCUUCGGGGGUAAGACGCUGCGCACACGAGUUAUGGAGCUGCUCACAGUUCCUCGCCUGCGCCGAGCGACUGUUGCGAGCGCUUGGAUCGUUAUCGGCCAGCAAUUUUCCGGCAUCAACAUCAUGGCUUUCUACUCUGCCACAAUCUUUGCCGAGGCUGGCUACUCCCCAAAGCAGUGCCUGCUUGUCUCGAUGGGUUUUGGGCUCAUUACGUUCGUCUUUGCGUUCCCGGCCGUGUACAUGAUGGACUCCUUUGGCCGCCGGAACCUGCUGAUGAUAACGUUUCCCAACAUGGCCUGGUGUCUUGUUGCCGCCGGAACGUGCUUCCUCAUUGACGAGAGCGUGUCUGCUCGAGUGCCCCUCAUCGCAUUUUUCGUGUUCCUUUUCUCCGCCAUGUACGGCCCGGGAAUUGGUCCGCUCCCUUCAAUUUACUUCUCCGAAUCUUUCCCCCUGUCGCAUCGCGAGAUUGGCGGCGCCGUGACUAUCAUGGUCAACAACGCGUUCAGCAGCGCUUUGACGCUUAGCUUCCCGUCUCUGCUCAAGAAUUUCGGUCCGACGGGAGCUUUCUGCUUCUAUGCAGGCCUGAACAUCCUGGCGUUCCUCGUCAUCUUCCUGAUUAUCCCCGAGACCAAACAGAGAACGCUUGAGGAGCUUGACUACAUUUUCAGUGUUCCCACUCGACGCCAUGCGGGGUACCAAGUGCGGACCUGGCUGCCUUGGUGGGUAAGGCGUUACAUUUUCUUCCGCAGGGAUGCCAAGCUCGAGCCCCUGUAUCACCUCGAUGCGCGUCAGGAGUGA